Molecule: messenger RNA, 1884 nt
Organism: Drosophila teissieri
Lineage: Eukaryota; Metazoa; Arthropoda; Insecta; Diptera; Drosophilidae
Product: translation initiation factor IF-2
Exons: 2
Coding region: 19-1884 (621 amino acids)
Source: RefSeq, a predicted model, not a curated record
AUCCUGGUUUUAAGCCUUAUGGCAAUCGCAUGUCUGGCGGAUGUUUCCCAUGUGAAACACCACAAGCACCAGCGCCAUCAUCACUCCAGGGAUCACGAAGAUGACGACGAGGAAUCCCACUAUCAGCAUUCCCACGAGGAAAAGGAGGCGGAGCAACCUUUCUACAAGAAGGAGAAGCACACCACUGAAAAGGUGGUUUACCACAAGGAGGAGGAACACGAGGAGCCCAAAUACUACAAGGAGCACACGGAGCAUCACCAUGAGGAGCCCAAGAAGCAGCGAGUGGAUCACUACCAUCACUAUGACAAGAAGCCCGAAGUGAAGACCCAGCACAUCCACUACAAGCAUAGCAAGCCCCAUAUCCGUACGGAUCACAAUCAGGACUUGUUCACCCCAGCUGCUACCCAAGUGGUUCACCGCCGCCGUCGUCCUAGUCGAAUUCUAUACGCCAGUGCCCCCAACUCGGUGUUCCACACCCACACCCAGAUCAACGUGCAGUCUCAGGACUCGGAAUUGAAUUCCCUUACCCGCCCAGAUCCCGCACCUGGAGCACAGGAUCCUGCUGCCGCUCAAGCACCGACUGGAGCUCAGGCACCAGGUUUCCGACCCAACUGCCAGUUUAUUGGACCUGGAAACGUACCACCUGGCUGUGGACCCUCUGAUCCCAUAGGUGCUCAGCUACCAGCCAGCGCUCUGGCACCCACUGGCGGCAAUCUUCCGGCCAAUCAACCCGUUCCCGGCGGUCAAUUGGCUGUUCUGGGCAAUGGCCAGCGACCGCCACGUCCAGGUGGCUAUGGAGGUGGUUAUGGCAACCGACUGAACUUUCUCGUAGAUCCUUCGCUUGGCGCUCAGCUAGGAGCUAUAGGAAAUGCUGCUGGAAAUCAACAGGCUGCCGGAGGAGCUCAGCUGGGACUUGCGGGAGGAGCUCAACUUGGAGCGAGCCAAGGAUUCGACCCCUCUUUCGGUGCCCAAGCAGCUGCCGGAGCUCCAUUUAACCCUGGUUUCGGAGCUGGUCAAGCGCAAAGACCUGCGCAAAACCAAUAUGGUCCCAACCUACAGCUAGGUCGUCCUUUUGAUCCCUCCUUGGGUGCUCAACUGGGCGCAGGACAGGGUGUUUCUAACCAAAGACCAAGUGGACAAGGAGCAUUUGAUCCCUCUAUAGGUGCUCAAUUGGGCGCUGGCCAGGGUGUUUCUAACCAGAGACCAAGUGGUCAGGGAGCAUUUGAUCCUUCUGCAGGUGCUCAACUUGGAGCUGGACAGAGUGUUCCUAACCGCAGACCCAAUACACAAGCCGCCUUUGAUCCCGCUUUGGGCGCUCAACUUGGAGCUGGCCAGGGCGCUCCUAAUCAGCGACCCAGUCCAGCUGGACAGGGAGCAUUCGAUCCCAAUCAGGGACAGUUCGACCCCUCCAUUGGAGCCCAAUUGGCGGCGGGACAAGUUCCACGCCUCAACAACCGACGUCAGCCCAAUCGAUCCAACUACCAGGGCCUCAAUGUCCUGAAUGGCAACGUUUUCGGACAACCCCAUCUCCAGGGACCCACCAAUGCGCUGGGAAAUCAGCAGGACACCAACAUCAUAGAUGGCAACUUCUACAGCGAUCCCCAUCAUGGACACCAGCGCGCCUUGGUAUCAGUUACUCCCAAUCAGCGUUCAGUCCUGAUUCCCGACGACGAUGAUGCCGAUGAUGAUGGGCAGCUAGAUUUUCUGGGCUUUGCGGCCAGUCAGAAGAGACCCACCUAUAUCGCUCCCAAAAAACUGCGAUCUCAUAGGAGCCCUUUAAAGCAACGCAAUGUGGAUCUUAAGACAUCUGCUUCGGAGUAUGACACUGAUUAUCGUGAGGACGGCUAUCACUACCAGAAGCCCAAACAUUCAUUCGAAUUUUAA